Molecule: messenger RNA, 3753 nt
Organism: Pseudophryne corroboree (corroboree frog)
Lineage: Eukaryota; Metazoa; Chordata; Amphibia; Anura; Myobatrachidae
Product: gastrula zinc finger protein XlCGF26.1-like
Exons: 6
Coding region: 341-1975 (544 amino acids)
Biological process (GO): regulation of transcription by RNA polymerase II
Cellular component (GO): nucleus
Molecular function (GO): DNA-binding transcription factor activity, RNA polymerase II-specific; RNA polymerase II cis-regulatory region sequence-specific DNA binding
Source: RefSeq, a predicted model, not a curated record
GUCAGGGAGCGGCGGCCAUUUUCCCCUGGUCUGAGCUCCGCCUUCCUUCUAUCAUUCCCACAAGGCAGCAGGAGCAGAGAGCAGCCAUUGCUGUGUCUGGCAGCAGGAUUACACAAUAGUGAAGAAGACAUCCGGUGAGUGUGAGACACCCAGCAGCCAUCUCCGUGUGUCAGGAGAACUGAGCAGGACCCAGAUCCCCAUCACGGUGCCUUCACCUCACUCACUGAUACAUGAGAGACACAAUGACCAGAAGAUCCUGGAUCUCACCAACAAGAUCAUUCAGCUGCUGAUUGGAGAGGAGGGGGAGUAUAUAGAGGAACACAGGGGUCUGUACAAGGAUAUGAUGAUGGAGAAUCACUGGCCUCUCACAUCACUGGAUGGACCCAGUAACAGAGAUACCCCAGAGAGAUGUCCCCGUCCUCUGUAUUCCCAGGACUGUACAGAGGAGAAUCACAGGAUCCCACAGGAGGAUCAGGAUGAAGAACUAACUGAUAUUAAGGUAGAAGUUCUAGACGGAGAAGUAGAGACAUAUGUGACUGCUAUUAAGGUAGAAGAUACAAAGGGAGAAGAAGAGACGUAUGUAAUGGAUAUAAAGGCAGAAGAUAUAGAUGAAGAAGUGAUGUAUGUGAGGGGUGAUCAGAAGUGUAAGGAGGAGGGAAUCCCUACAGAUAUCAGCACAGAUGGGCGCAAUACAAAGAAUACCUCGGAGGGACAUUGCGUUUGGUCUCUGGAUAUUAAAUUAGAGGAUAACAACAAACGAGGGUCUUUAGAAGAAAACCACCUUUCCCUGAAUAUACAUCCAGCACUUCACAGUGCAGAUAUGUCAUCCGAUCUCUCUAUUCUUGAAGAAUGUUCUCCUGGUGACUCACAUAUUGCUGCACAUAGUACAGAUCAUAGCGGUGAUGCAGUCAUUUCCUCUUCUGAGUGUGGGAAAUGUUUUACAUGUAAAUCUGCUCUUUUUGGACAUCACUGUCACACAGAUGGAAAACCAUUUGCAUGCUCAGAGUGUGGGAAAUGUUUUACACGCAAAUCACAUCUUCUUAAACAUGAGAGAUGUCACACAGGUGAGAAACCAUUUCUGUGCGCUGAGUGUGGUAAAUGUUUCACAGAGAAAUCACAUCUUGUUAAACACGAGAGAUGUCACACAGGUGAGAAACCAUUUCCAUGUUCUGAGUGUGGGAAAUGUUUUGCACACAAAUCAUAUCUUGUUACACAUCAGCGAUGUCACACAGGUGAGAAGCCAUUUCCAUGCUCUGAGUGUGUGAAAUGUUUUACACAGAAAUCAAAUCUUGUUAUACAUCAGAGAAGUCACACAGGUGAGAAGCCAUUUGCAUGCUCUCAGUGUGUUAAAUGUUUUACACAGAAAUCAGAUCUUCUUACACACCAGAGAAGUCACACAGGUGAGAAGCCAUUUGCAUGCUCUGAGUGUGUGAAAUGUUUUACACAUAAAUCAGAUCUUGUUACACAUCAGAGAAGUCACACAGGUGAGAAGCCAUUUGCAUGUCCUGAGUGUGGGAAGUGUUUUAAAGAUAAAUCUUGCCUUUUAACACACAUGAAAUUUCACACAGAUGUGAAACCAUUUCCAUGUUCUAAAUGUGAGAAAUGUUUUACACGGAAAUCAUAUCUGGCUAGACAUCAGAAAAAUCACACAGGUGAGAAGCCAUUUCCAUGCUCUGAGUGUGGGAAAUGUUUUUCAUGCAAAUCUGCUCUUAUUACACAUCAGAGAAAUCACACAGGGGAGAAACCAUUUCCAUGCUCUAGGUGUGAGAAAUAUUUUACACAAAAAUCACAUCUUGUUGCACAUGAGAGAAGUCACACAGGUGAACGGCCAUUUACAUGCUCUGAAUGUGGGAAAUGUUUUACCCGCCAAUCAGGCCUUUUCAAACAUCAGAGAAAUCACACAUGUGGGAAAUGUUUUACAUGGAAAUCACAUCUUGUUAGCCACACAGGUGAGAAACCAUUUCCAUGCUCUUAGGGUAAGAUUGUUUCCGUGCAGGGUAAAUACUGGCUGCUUUAUUUCAGUUUGAACACACCCCACCCAAAUCUAACUCUCACUUCACGUUACAUCUGCCCCACCUGCAGUGCAGCAUGGUUUUGCCCAUUAGAGAAACCGUUUGCUGUUCCAAUCAGGUCUGAAUUAGGCCUAUAAUUUGCUAAUAUUCUAAUUCCUGAAAUUCCCAUUGAGUACACAGACCGACUGGUCCCCCCACCCCUUGCCUACCAAUUUCCCCUUCCCACCACCCUUCCUUCACCGCUACCCUUAAUUUUCCUUAAUCUUUAGAACUCCUUCUUCCCUCUACCCUAAAAGCACAAUAUCCUUUGCUCUCCUAGUUUGGACUUACCAAAUAAUUUACUGUAUAGCUUUAGCCUCCUGUCCAAUUAGCACAGAUUUCCACUCAUGACAGCUUUUCAGUUAUUUAAGACCUCAUUAUACUAAUCUGUUAAUUAUUCCUUUCUGACAAUUACCGAUUAUGACACCAAUACUUCUUUCUUCCUCUUGUUGAAAUUUGUGUUAUCAUUAUCUGUGAUUUUUACCCUCUACUGUAAAACUCAAUAAACAGAUAAAACAAAGAAAAGAGAAUGUAUCCUACCACUUCACUAGGAACCAGUGACAUCAUUGAGGGUGCAGCCUAUCACUGCACUAGGAAACAGUGACAUCACUGAGAGUGCAGCCUAUCACUGCACUAGGAACCAGUGACACCACUGAGAGUGCAGCCUAUCACUGCACUAGGAAACAGUGACAUCACUGAGAGUGCAGCCUAUCACUACACUAGGAACCAGUGACAUCACUGAGAGUGCAGCCUAUCACAUUACUGGGAACCAGUGACAUCACCAAGUGCAGUCUAUCACAUUACUGGGAGCCAGUGACAUCACCGAGUGCAGUCUAUCACAUUACUGGAAACCAGUGACAUCACUGGGAAUGCAUUCUAUCUCUUGAAAAGGAACCAGUGACAUCACUGAGGUGACAGUUGUGCUGUAAUGUGAUGCUAGAAUCUGUGUAACACCUCAAACAUUAGAAUAUUUCACAGAUUUAUGAUGGAUAGUGGAUGCUAACCCAUGCUUUGGGAUUGGCAGAGACCCUGAACAAAGGCAUAGAGUCCAACAUGCCAGUGGUGUUCACAUGGACCCACACCUACUGGGAGUUUAUAUCCACCAUUAAGAUUAAUUCAGGAUGUCAGUCUCUCAGCACACUGCUUAGUUCACCAGUCUGGAAAUGAAAUUCAUUUAAGAUUAACACCAUCGCAACAACCCUGAGGAAGUUGUUUAUGAAGAAACGCAUUGGGUGACAAGCUAUCAAGAUCCAAAGUGGGACUAACAGGCUGUCAAGGAGUUGAUCUAUAGUAAUAUACUUUCACAUUCAAUAGAAGUGUGCACACAGAUUUUACAUAAAUCAAGACAAAGCUGCAGGAGCGUCACAUUCCGCUAUUUAAAAUACACAGCGGCUAUUGGGAUAAGCGAGCUCCAUGCACCAUACGGUACACAGUACAGUAGCAGGCCAGACUCAAUCACAGAGCGGGUUCACAAAAUGGAUGCCGCACGUGACACAGCGCCCUAUGGAAGCCCACAGCAACUGUAUGGAGUGAUCGACUGUAUCGAUAUUGCAAGAAUCAGGGCAAUGCUGAAGCAGCGUAUCUAUACACUAGUUAAAAUAUACUGUACUGUAUACACAGCGGCAAUGAGAUCCCGUAGAAUGACAAUAAUAAAAAUAUUUUUUCUGACACUAUUAAUUUUUUUUGGUAAUCUAUUGUAAUG